AACUUCCUGGUGCGCGGCCUGAUAUUGCGCAUGCGCACCACACUCCUCCCUUUUUGCUCGGGUCCUGAAAGAAGAUGGCCAAGCGCACCAAGAAGGUCGGCAUUGUCGGUAAAUAUGGGACCCGAUAUGGUGCUUCCCUAAGGAAGAUGGUCAAGAAAAUUGAGAUCAGCCAACAUGCCAAGUACACAUGUUCCUUCUGUGGAAAGACCAAAAUGAAGAGAAAGGCUGUUGGAAUCUGGCACUGUGGAUCCUGCAUGAAAAUUGUCGCUGGAGGAGCCUGGACAUACAACACCACCUCUGCUGUCACCGUGAAAUCCGCCAUCAGAAGACUGAAGGAACUGAAAGACCAGUAAAUGUAGCCUGUUUAUUUUUCUGGACAAUUCUUAAUAAAGAAUGUUCUUGUAAAAGUCAA
Molecule: messenger RNA, 412 nt
Organism: Spea bombifrons (plains spadefoot toad)
Lineage: Eukaryota; Metazoa; Chordata; Amphibia; Anura; Pelobatidae
Gene: RPL37A
Product: ribosomal protein L37a
Exons: 4
Coding region: 75-353 (92 amino acids)
Biological process (GO): translation
Cellular component (GO): ribosome
Molecular function (GO): structural constituent of ribosome
Source: RefSeq, a predicted model, not a curated record